Plasmodium falciparum 3D7 is the source of this 8028-nucleotide messenger RNA. It is a transcript of the gene FRM1, whose product is annotated as formin 1. Gene Ontology annotation, biological process: actin cytoskeleton organization. Gene Ontology annotation, cellular component: cytoskeleton. The record is from RefSeq and is a predicted model, not a curated record. Gene Ontology annotation, molecular function: actin binding. NCBI's taxonomy places the organism in Eukaryota, Apicomplexa, Aconoidasida, Haemosporida, Plasmodiidae.
AUGGAAUUAAACCAAACUAUAAAACUAGCCACAGUUAAUGAUAUUGAAAAUGACAAAAAUAUUGAUACAUUAAGUUUGUUAACAAAAAUGGAUUUGAAAUCAUCAAAUUGUAAACAUGUGAAUUGCAUGAAAAUGAAAAAUAUCAAUUUUGAAGAUUCAUUAAGGAUGAAUGAUGAACAGAUUAAAGUAAAGGAAGCUGUUUUCAUUUUACAAAACAUGGAAAAUUUUAACUAUUCUAUAGGAUAUAGUGAAAUACAAAAUAUAAGAAAUGAUUUAAGAUUAUUUGCUGUAAACAGUUAUCAUGAUAAGAAAUAUUCGGAUUGUUUAAUUCAAGCAAUUCAUUCUUAUAUGAUAGCUAAAAAAUAUUAUUCCAAAUAUUUCGGUUAUUACUUAACUGGUGAUAUGAGCACAGAACUAAUUUUAAUAUGCAAAUGUUUUUUGUUAGUACAAAAAAUUGAAGAAGGUAAAACAUACCUUCAAGAAUUAAAAUUUUUAAUAGAUAACACUUUGUUAUAUACUCAUAGAAAAGGUAUACUUGAUAACAAAGGAUUAAAAAAGGAAGUACCAUCGGAUAACACCAAAAAAAAUGAAGACAAAAAUAAAAAUAAUGAUAAUAAUAAUAAUAAUAAUAAUAAUAAUACAAAUAGCUCUGGUAAUAAUAAUUAUGAAGAACCUGUUAUAAUGUGUGGUAUUCAAGUAUUAGCAAAUAUACUUUACAUAUUUGCAGAUAUGCUAAGCCUAUAUAAAAAUAAUGAUGAAGCAGAAAACUAUUUCUUGAAAUACUUACACAUUAAUGAAAAGUGCUAUAAUGAUGAUAGUCUAAAUUAUAGUGAUGCAUUAAAUGAUGUAUGUUCCUUUUACAUAAAAAUAAGAGAAUAUCAAAAAGCAUUAACUCUUUGUGAAAAAAUUCUGAAUAUCAGGAAAUUGUAUUUUGGGGAUUACAAUGCAGAUAAACCAAGCGAAAUUAUUGCAGAUUGUUAUUGUAAUUUAGGUCUCUUAUAUAGACUAACAGGUAAUGUUGUUGAAUCAUUACAUAAAUAUAUUAUUGCUGUAGAUAUGAGAAUGAGAAUACAUAAAACAAGACAUGUUAUUCAAAUACAAGAUAUUCUUUUUUCCUUUGCAAUAAUUAUGCACCAAUUAAAUAAUUUUAAAAUGGCCUUGCAAUUAUAUAAAGAAGUUUAUUCCUUUUAUAAAUCUUAUUAUGGUCCCAAUGAUAUGAACACUAUUAUGACUUUAAAACUAAUUGAAGAACUGCAGAAAGAUGUAAUGAACAAAUCAGGUAAAAGUAUAAAAGAACAAGAUUCAUCUUGUCCUAUCAUGCCAAAUUAUGUCAAAGAUAAAAUUGAUGACACAUUUAUUAAUAAUAAAAAUGAAAAAUAUCAUCACACAAAUAAAACACAUAAUAAUAAUAAUAAUAAUGAUGAUGAUAAUAAUAAUAUGUGGUGGAAUACAUUUAAUGAAAAAAUCAAAAACAUUUCUAACAAUUUUAAUGAUGUACAUCCUAAUUUAAUAGAACAAAUUAUGAACGAAAAAGUUACAAUAAACACGAAAAAUCCAUAUCAAAACAUAAGUGAUAAAAAAACUUUUUUAACACUACAAGGUAAAGUCACAUAUAAUGAUUUAACAUAUUCAAGUAUUGAUGCUUACAAACAUAUGCAAUCAAAUAAACAAUUUCAAAUUAUUAAGAAUUCUUUUCUUAAUACAUCAUCUAUUAAUAGAAUCAAAUCAUUAUAUGCUGAUUCAUGGAGAAAUACACUAAUUCCAUCCACAUAUAUAUUACCAUUUUUAGAAACAAAAUUAGUUGAUAAAAAUUUAAUGAAAUUAUCAGAAUGUAAAGAUUUCCAAAAUGCCAUAUUAUUUAAAAGGAAAAUCUUACCAAUUGUUAAUAUACCAUUAAUGGAAAGAGGUUAUGUACAAUUACAAAAUGAUCAACCAAUCAUGAUAUGUAAUGAAGAUGCUAAAAUUUUAUUGAAUGAAUGGUAUAUAAAAGAACCUUUUGUAGAUUCUCAAGGUAAAGUUAUUAACAAAUAUGAAAGUCUAGAUGAACAAUUUGAUAUGUUUAUACCUAUAUUAGAUCAAAAUGAUGAUGUCAUGCUUGGAUUCUAUAAUACACCUUUACUUGUACCUAACCCCGCAAUACAUCAUUGUAUUCUUUUAAAUGACCCAAGCUAUUUUGACAAAUAUAAUCGUAUUAAUAAUAUAUUCCCAAUUGAUAGCUUAAAAUUUAAAGAUAAUCUUACAGAUCAUAAUAAAAGUGAUAUUACAAACUCAGAAAGUUAUAAUAGUCUAAAUCACUCGCUUUCAGAAAAUACAGACAGUGAUUCAGAACAUUCAACAAAAAAAGAAAAUGCCCCUUUGAUAAAUAAUUCCAGGGAAAAUGUAUCAUCAUUACAAAAUUUUAAGAAAGAUACCAACACACCAAAAUUUUCGAAAAAAUUUAACCUCAAAUUAAAUGAUCCAAAAAAAGCACUCAAAUUAUCAUUUUCUCAAUCUUCCUCAAAACAAUCUAGCGAAAUAAUCAAAACUAAAAGCUCUGUUAUCUCCAGUACGCCAAACACUUCAUCGAAAAUAUCAGAUAUUAGAACACAAAAUAUUACCAAAACUAUUAAUCAAAAUGACACUCCAAAUAUUAUCCAAAACCAUCCUUCAAAUGGUACCCUCAAAAGUAGUAGUCCAGAUGUUAGUCCCAAUAGUAGUGGCACAAAUAUAACAUCAAAAGAUAAUUCUCUAUCUAAAAAAAUAACAAUUCUAAAAGGUAAGGAACUAACGAAAAAUAAAUCAACCAAUAUUGCCAAAGAUCAAGAUAUAACACUAAAAAUACAAAACAAAACAGAUAACAAAACGGAUAACCAAACAGAUAACCAAACAAAUAACCAAACAGAUAACCAAACAGAUAACCAAACAAAUAACCAAACAAAUAACCAAACAAAUAACAAAAUAGAAUUAUCAAAAGUAAUAGAAGAAAAAAAUCUUACGCUAAGUGAUAUUAUGAUUGGGAAAAAAACUAAUAAAGAUAUUAAAAAUAAAAUUCCAAAGAAAAAAAUACACGUUUUUAAACUUAAUGAUAAUAAUACCAGUAGAGCUACUUCCAAAUUUUCAAGAGAAAAAUAUGCAUUAAAGAAAUUCAGUAAAUUAAAUUCAUCCUUUAAAACAUCAAAAGAUAAAUUGAAAUUAACCACCAAUGAAAAUAAAUCAAAUGAAGCGGAUACUUUAGAAAAAACAAACAGAAAUCUAAAAUUCAAAGAAGAACCAAUUGUCAAAUCAGCCAUGCAUCCUAAUAUCAAAAUGGAUUUAAGAAACAAUAUGAAGAAAUUAGAACAAUAUUCUUUUGUUAAUUUCAAAAGAGAAAUAUAUGAUGAUGACAUUCCAUCUAAUAACUACACAAAUUCAACCAUUUUUUCACAUGAUGAUGAAAAAGAAACGGUCGCUAGCUUUAACGAAUAUAAUAAAGGUACUCAAAGAAAGCAGAAAAAAAGUAUAUUAUCUAAUAGAAGUAGUACUGUUAGUUCACUAAGUCAUGUACAAAAUUAUGACAUUAUUAAAAAAAAAAUAAAAAUAAAUAAUAAAAAUAUAAAUAAAAAUGUAAAUACAAAUACAAGUGCUCAUUUAAAUGGUACAAUUUCUGAUCACAUUACAUAUUCUAGUAGCUAUCUAUCGAAAGAUGAUCAUAAAAAUCAUGAUACAAGUGAACUAAAGUAUUACAAAGAAGACCGAAAUAAUAUAAUAGGUAUUACCGAGGAAUCUAUCGACAAUAAUAAUUAUGAUUAUCAUUAUGAUGACGAAGAAGAUGAUGAUGAUAUUAACGAUGAUAUUGUAGAUAUAUAUAAAUUAUUUGAUUCCCAUUCUGAAUCUAGUUAUUCAAGUGUGAAUAAUUACACUUAUAGAAAUGAAAAAGAAGAUAAUAUUACUUCACUUUCUUCACAAUAUACAAUUGAUCAUGUGAUGAAUAAAAAAGAAAGUAAAAUAUAUAAAAAUAAAUAUAAAAUAUUUUCAGAAAUAGAUAAUGUAGAAGAUGAUACAUUAGAUGAAGCAUCAUAUAUGGAAACGAAUGACACGUAUAUCCAAUCACAUUUAAAGGAUACAAUAAAUAAUAUUAAAAAUGUAAAUAAAGAAGAUAUAUCAUUUAAAUUUACAUAUGAUGAAAAUGAAUUUUUAAAUAAUGAUAACGUAUUAUCAGAUAACAGCUUUGCAUCAAACAUGAUAAAUCAAAAAAUGUUACAAAAUAAAAAAGAGGAAAAUAUAAUUGACAUAAAUAUAAAUCAUGACAACUUAUCUGAUCCAUCCGAUUUUAAUGAAUCAAUGUCAUUAAAAAAAGGAAAAUAUAAACAAGUAAAUGGAAACUUAUAUAAUAAUAGUAGCAAACAUAAAUUGUAUGAUCUUCAUUAUGAUCAAAAUAAUAUUAUGUUAUUGAAUAAUAAUAAAAUAAUUACGAACGAAACAAAAAAUAUAAUAAAUAAUAAUAAUAAUAUUGUCGAAGAAAUGCAAUUAAGUGAGAACGAAGAAUUUUUUCAUGAAAUGAUGAAUGUGUAUGAUUCUGAAAAAUAUAUGGAUAUAGUAUUAUGUGAUAAUAAUGAUUCUACCACGAAAAAUACUACAAAUGAAACAUCGAUUAUGUAUGAUAAUAAAAAUGAGAAGGAUUCACAUUUUAAAAAUAAUGACAAUAAUAUAACCCAUAAUAAUAAUAAUAAUGAUAAUAUAUUUGAGAAAUAUGAACAACCAGAAAUUCUUUUAGAAAAUAUAUUUUUAAGCAGUAAUUCUAUAGAAGAAUUAGAUUCCAAUUUAUUGAAUAAUAAAUAUAAAAAAAAUAAUUCAAAUAAUAUAUAUAGCAUUAAAGCACUAAAUAAAAAAACGGAUCAUCAAAGUAAUAUAGAAUACGAAGAUGAAGCAAACAACAGUUGUAUAUCCAGUAAUAUUAAUUGCAAUACAAAGGAAACAAAUAUAUACCAUAACAAGGAUGAUAAUAAUAAUGUUAAUGUAUUACGUGCAAAUCAUAACAAGAAAAAUAUUGAAAAUAUAAAUAAUGUGUUACAUAUAAAUAGUGAAAAAUAUAAUACAUUAAAUCAUAGUAUUAAUACUUCUAAUUUUAGUAACCCUAUUGAUAGUAAUAAUCAUUUUAAUGAAGCAAAUUUUGAUAGUCCACAAUACAUUGAUGGGAUAACAAAUAAUAAAAAUCAUUCUCAUACUAAUAAUAAUAAAAAAGAAAAGAAAAAAAAAUCUAACUUAUCAUCAUCCUAUAAAAACACACAUAUAUCUAAACUAUUUACAUUUUUAUCAAAGAAAAGAAAAAAUAAUAAUAAUAAUAAUACAAAAAGGAAUGCAACGUCAUUAAAUAAUGUUUAUGAUGAAUUUUUGAAUAACGAUAUAUCAACAAAGGAAAGGAAAAUAUACAAUAAUAAUAAUAACAAUAUUAAUCAUAUCAAUAUUAAUCAUAUCAAUAGUUGUGAUAAUAUUUGUCAAUUAACUAAACCUUUAAAUGAUCUAUUAUUUGACACGAAAACAUUUGAUGGUUCAAACCAUUUUGAUCAUACAAUAUUUGAUAAACAUGAUAAUAUAAAUAUAAAGAAAAAUAAAAAAACUCACUUGUUCAUAACUCAAUCUUCCCAUGGUAUGGAAAAACCAAAACUAUUAAAUAUGAAAGGAAAAACGUUCACACUAAAAAAAUUAAUAGGAAUAAAAAAAAACCUUGGUCCUAAAAAACAACCACCCAUGCAAAACAAGGAAUUAACAAAAAAUGCAAAUAUGAACCAACCAGAAGAACCAAAUGAUAAUUCUGCUAAGGAUGAUACACCAAAUGAAAAUCAGAAUCAUGAAGAAAUCAUUAAUAAUAACCAAGAAGAAAAUAAACAAAUCGAAUUAUCAAACGACAAGGAAAAUCAAAAUCAAAAUCAAAAUGAAAAUCAAAAUAAAAGAAUAUCAUUGAUUAAUAAUGUACAAAAUAACUCUGAAGACAUAACGAAAAAAAACAUAUCUGAAAAGAUGCAAUUAAAAGUUAUUCCAAAAAAAUCUAUGAAUGUAGUAAAACAUAGUACUCUUGAUAAAAUGAACGAAGAUAGCAAAAAUAAUAAUUUACUCAAAAGAAAUAAUAGUGCUCUUAAUAAAGAUGUCCCUUAUGCAAAAAACAUAAAUGAUAAGUUAUCCUUUAAUUUAUUAAAAGAUGUUAAAUUUUGUAAAAUUGGAUACGAAAAAGAUGAUUCUAUGGGAACAUUACCUGUAGUACAUUUACUAAAUGAAAAUAAAAAAGUUAUUGCUAUCGUACCAUGGCAAAUUGAUUUAACAUCCUUUGCUUUAGCAAAAUCUUCUAUAGACGAAGAACAAAUUAGAAAAAUAGGAUUAAUGUACAGAGAAAUUGAUAUACCCUUAGAAGAUCGUCAAAAACAAAUACAAGUAGAAAAGAACCUUUUAUUAGGGGAAGGCUUAAAAGAACUAGGAUUAGGACGGGGAGGUACACCAGGGGUUUCAAGCGGAAUGGGUGUUGCCGUAGAUUCCGGUUCCAUAAAUUUAAUAUCAGGAAUAGAUUUGAAUGCACUCAAGGAGUCAUAUAAAAUUGAAAAGAAAAUUGAAGUCAAAGAAGAAAAGAAAGAAUCUGCACCCAAAAAAGAUACACCCAAAAGUAAAGGAGCACCAAAAGGUGGUAAGGGAGGAAAGAAAGGGCCACCUGCUUUUAUGAAAGGACCUCCAAAAAAUGUAAAAGGUGCAUUGGCAGUUGGAAAAACCAAAUUUUCAAAACUUACUAAAGCAAAAGAUGAAGGUAAAACAAAAAGAUUCUUUUGGGAAGCUUUAUUUGAAAAUGAUAUACCAGGAACUUUAUUUGAAGAUAAAAAAGAAUUUAUAACAAAAAUUGCUAUUGAAAAAGAAAAUGUCGAAAAAUCAUUUGCAAAAGCAGUUAGUAAAAAAGAUAAUGAAAAAGAAACCAAAAUCAAAAAACCAAAAGUUAUACAAUUGUUACCAGAUUCUAAAAGAGAAUAUAAUAUGUCAAUUGCUUUAUCAAAAUUUAAUAAUUAUACAUUUAAAGAAAUUAGAGAUGCAAUUAUGGAAUUAAAUCCAAAAAUACUUAAUAUAGAUAAUACAGAAGUUUUACUACAAUAUGUACCAACACCUGAAGAAUUUGAAAUCGUUAAAGAAUAUAUACAUUCUAAUGGAGAUCUAAACCUAGUGGAUAAACCAGAACAAUAUGUAGCAGCUAUUAUUGGUGUUCCAUUAUUAAAACAAAGAUUAGAAUCACAUUAUUAUGCAUUGUCAUUUAAAGAAAAUUAUGAAAAUACAUUAAACCCUUUAGAAAAUAUAUUAGAAGCAUGUGAAGCAAUUAAGGAUUCAAAUAAAUUGUUUACUAUCCUAUUUACUAUCCUUAAUGUAGGUAAUACAUUAAAUUAUGGUGAUGCACAAAGAGGUAAUGCUUUUGGUUUUAAAUUAAGUACUUUGUCAAAAUUAAAUGAUAUUAGAUCUAGUACUAAACCUGUUAAAACCUUAUUACAAUAUAUUUGUGAAGUCAUUUUUGAAAAAAGUAAGGAAACAUUAUCUAUUAUUGAUGAACUAAGAUGUAUUGAAAAAAGUAUUAAAACAGAUAAACAAACUAUCGAUGCAUUCUUACAAAAAUUAAAAUUAGGUUGUAAUAAAAUUAAAACUGUUCUAGAACAAGCUAAAAAAACACCCACAGAUCCAUUGUGUGAAGCACUUACAGAAUUUUAUUAUAGUGUUGAACCAAAAAUUGUGGAACUAGAAAAUUUCUAUAAUCAAACCUUUGCUGCGUUUAAAGAUAUAGCUCUAUAUCUAGGCUAUAAAGAAAAAGAUAUUAAUACUAUCCAAGUACAAGAUUUUUUUAAAGAAUUAUGGACAUUCAUACAAGCUGUAGAAUUUAAUAGAAAAACAAUUAAUGAAGCAUUACUUAAACAAUUAAAAAAACAGGAAAAAGAAUUAGCAAAUGAAAAACAAGGAACUGUACUUAAAAAGAAACAAAAUUUUACUAUUACCAAGAAACAAGAUAAUGAACAAAAAGAUAAAAUAGAAAAAAAAACAUUCAAAAUAUUUUAA